This is a messenger RNA of Hyaena hyaena (striped hyena), 966 nucleotides long. Its product is annotated as ras suppressor protein 1-like. NCBI's taxonomy places the organism in Eukaryota, Metazoa, Chordata, Mammalia, Carnivora, Hyaenidae. The transcript has a single exon. The coding region runs from base 17 to 850 and encodes 277 amino acids. Gene Ontology annotation, molecular function: protein binding. The record is from RefSeq and is a predicted model, not a curated record.
GCUGCCCUCCACGAACAUGUCCAAGUCUCUGAAAAAGUUGGUGGAAGAGAGCCAGGAGAAGAACCAGCCGGAAGUGGUCAUGAGUGACCGGGGCAUCUCCAACAUGCUGGAUGUCAACGGCUUGUUCUCCUUAUCCCACAUCACCCAGCUGGUCCUCAGCCACAGCAAGCUAACAACUGUGCCGCCAAACAUAGCAGAACUAAAGAAUCUGGAAGUGCUGAACUUCUUUAAUAACCAGAUUGAGGAGCUGCCCACACAGAUCAGCAGCCUUCAGCAACUCAAACACCUGAACCUGGGCAUGAACAGACGGAACACGCUGCCUGGAGGAUUUGGCUCUCUCCCAGCUCUUGAGGUCCUUGAUUUGACUUACAACAACUUGAAUGAAAAUUCUCUUCUUGGAAACUUCUUCUACCUUACCACCCUGCACGCACUCUAUCUAAGGGACAACGAUUUUGAAAUCCUGCCGCCAGAUAUGGAGAAGCUCACAAAGUUGCAGAUACUCAGCCUUAGGGAUAACGACCUGAUCUCGCUGCCUAAAGAAAUCGGGGAGCUUACUCAGCUUAAGGAACUCCACUUUCAGGGGAACCGCCUGACCGUUCUGCCCCCAGAACUAGGCAACUUGGAUUUAACGGGUCAGAAACAAGUGUUCAAGGCAGAAAACAAUCCCUGGGUUACCCCAAUUGCUGAUCAGUUCCAGCUUGGUGUGUCCCACGUGUUUGAAUAUAUCCGUUCUGAGACGUACAAAUACCUCUCCGGCAGACACAUGCAGGCGAACCCAGAACCGCCGAAGGAAAAUAAUGACAAAUUGAAAAAGAUCAGAGGGAAACCUCUGACAGCCAAGAACAAAUAAAGGGUUGGCGUGGGCUGGACUUCUCGUUACUCCUCUUCCUUAUUAUUACUUCUGUUUCGCGUUACUGUUUCCCACCAAUAAAUACAGUGGGUGUGUCACCUUUCCACUCCCCCUUU